Molecule: messenger RNA, 22608 nt
Organism: Xyrichtys novacula (pearly razorfish)
Lineage: Eukaryota; Metazoa; Chordata; Actinopteri; Labriformes; Labridae
Source: the annotation of a GenBank genome assembly
GGCCGAGCCGUGGGAAUAUUCAAAUCCAGCCGUGAUUGAUUGGCCCAGAGCCGGUUUCAACAGCACAGAGGACUCAUUUCCAUCCCGACAUCACUCUCAGUGGCACACACAGCCCGUUCUCUUUCCGAGAUGGCAAACAAGCGGCUGCAAAGAAAUCACAAUCGGUGAAAUUAUCGACUUUACGAGUGCUGAGGAUGUCUAGGAAGUACUGUUAAUGGAGCCAGCUUCAUCAAUGGAUAUAACAGCGGAGGUUUCCAGUGCGCAAUCCGAAAUCAGAGGCGAGAUUGCUUUUGCAGAGGAAAUACGCCUUCCGAGCAGGAGAACAACCAAUCAGCCGUGGCGAACCAAAGAUAAACAAGCCUUAUGAUAAGAAAAAACUCUGUAAGACAUUCAUUACAUUUCUAAUUUCCUUUUUUUGAUUGUUAUGGGACAGUGUGUGGGCUCUUGGAAAUGUUUUAGCGCAGGAAAUGUCUGUUGGUUUCUAAGGUGAUCUUUAUUCAUGAAAGAAAAAAACAGUAGAAAUACUUAAAUUCAAGGGUAAACAGAUAAUUUCCCAGGAUUUUUCUUAUUUAUUUUGGGAUGACAGCGCUGAGGUGGUGAAAGAUGCCAAGUGCGCACUGAUGGACAGGAGCGUAUCGCCCAUAUCUGACUUGACAGCUUGUGAUUGUCCUGUUGUUAUUAGCCAGUGUGUGUAUUUUUAUGGGCCGAACUAUGAGGCAUGUAAUUUCAUCUCACCGUAGAAAAUAGAUCUAGGAUACAAGAGAAGAAAACAGAUAAGAUGUAUGCAACAGUUAAUUACAGUUAAUAGCAGAGCUAAUUUGGUAAUUGAAAUGAGGAGAAUGAAUUUGCAUAUCAAAUAUCUGCUUUUUUUCUAACUCUAGUCUAAUCUUUUCAUUCCAAAGUGACAUCUUGGGGGUGGUAAAUGGCUUUAUAUGCCAGUUGAUACACAGGAAGUGCUUUGAAGUAUAUUAUCGGUCAUUCAGCUCUGCCUCUGAAGGUUUCCAUUUCCAUUGUCUGGAAGCCGGAGGUGGGAUCAUCGCACCUCACUGCACCGGUGGCAGCAGAGGUUGAAGGUUAUAGUCGCAGCAGAGGGGCCUAUAGAUUAUUGGCCAGGUGUGAAAUUCUACCCUGCGUGCUUUUUUCCCUGCCUGUGCCAGAUCUUUUAUUACUCAGAGAGAUGGGAUGUCACAGCUUCCCACCAGAGGCAGAAGAGAAAAGCCAACAAUUUGGGGAGGGUUAUUGUCCGUGCUCUUGGGCUGUUUUUUUUUCACCAGAAGAAAACAUCAACACCCUCAAUUAGAAGUAAUAAUAUGGUUUGUGACUACUCUGUCAUAAACAUUUAUUUGUUAACGAUUGCCCUCUCUAAGUUGUAAAAAAAAAAAAAUGUAUCAGGACUCCCCACAUCCUGUCUUCAAAUUGCUUGUUUGGUCCACCAUGUGUUUCAAGCCUCAAACCAUUCGCACAAUUAAAAGCAGCAAGUGCUUCCAUGAAAACCAGCUUCAUCAGGAAAUGUUUGACAUAUUUUGCAUGGAUUAAAUGUCCCAAAAAAGAUUCAGAUCAUGUAUUCCAAUGUUUUUAUGAACAUGCCUUUCUUUUUUGGACCUCUAACAAACCCAUUAAAAUCAAGGCUUUUGAUUCACCUCAUCAUAAAUUUUUAGUGCCUCAUGCUCUUUUCAUCCUGAAAUAUGUUGGCUGACUUGAUUCACUCUAAAAUCUAUACUUCAGUUUCACAGUCCAUGCUUUUACUUAAUGAGUAAAUGUUGAGUUCCUCAUAUGAUCCACAUAUUUGGAUUACUGACUACGUUUUUGUACAGAUUGUGAAUUGUCACUGGUGCUUUCAGAUGUGGUUGUUUGUCUCAAAUGUCUGUGGCCUGAACUUGCCUACACAGCCUUUUAAUUGUGUCCCACUAUGAGCUAGUCAAUGUGCAGGUAUCCCAUGGGGGUUUCCCUCUGAUCUCAUAUCACACCCCCAGCAGUAAUUCCAGCUCUGUGAAGAGAAGGGAUUUGUCAGUUUGGCUGCCCAUUUCCCUUUGCCUUCUCAGGAGCGAAGCUGAGCUCUUGAUUUAUUGUGAAGUUUCCCCCGGCUUGCUCAAUCUCCAUGCCUACCGAGUUACUGAAAGCAGGAAAUGGCUCAACCACAAGAGUGACCUUUUUCUUGGAUGCUUGUUACCGAGGCCAGAACGAGGGCUGAUUAAGGUCAUGUCUUUUUCUGCCAUGUCAUCCCUGGCUUUACAUUUAAGGCUCUAUUGGAUCCUUUUUAGUGGAUUUUGUUAAAGAAAUCCAUACCUUUAAAUUUCUGCUUUAAGUAGUAUCAUCUUGUGUUUUUUUGUGCCUUGACUGUGUACUGGAUGGAAAACAGUCUGUGGAGUGAGAAAAGGGGGGACCUAAUUUACUAUAGCAAUCCUGGAACCCUUUUGUAGUUUAGUGGUCAUGUAGUCCAAAUUGAUGUCUUUUAAACAACAUCUGUAUGCAAGUGUAGCUAGCUAUGGCUUAUAGACAGACCCGUUCAUCUUAAGUUACCAGUAGAUAUCACCUUUUUACAUUGGAUGAUCGAGAUCUCUCUUAGACUCAGCAUUUUAUAUUGCAGGCACAGAGGUUUAAUGGUGAAGCAGAUCAUGUGCUAUUUAGCCAGCAACAAGGGUAGUAACUGGCACAACACUGUCACUGUAAAUGUGGAAGCAGGAUAGACCAGAAUUUCGAAACUAUGGUUAUUCUGAAGAAACUUAUUCUUAGAUAAAAAUUCCACCUAACUGACUCAUCUUCAUGUAAGAAAAUACUUGGAAACAGUCAAAAUUUAGCAUGAUUUGUUUCGAACUACCAAGCAUCAGUGGGUCAACAUUGCCAGAUUCGUUAGCUUAUGUUAGUAGACCUGGCACCAUCAGCUAUGGGUCCUCCUUCCAGGUUUAUUUCCGAUUGUCUGUAUUGGUUAUGGACUGCUCUGCUUGGUUUUACACCAUUGUAACCAGACAUACAACAGACAACUCAAUUUAGAUCUGGGUUUGUUUACAUCCAGAUAGUAGGACGUUGAAACAUGACGGCAGUGGCACGUUUGAGCCAUGGCCCACACUGGUGGUGAGUGACUUGGCAACAGCUCGGACAUGACCAGCAUUUUGGGCUUGAUACUUGAUAGGACAUAGAGGCAAAUAAUGUGAAGAAAGGUUGUGGCAGGACGGAAAGUCAAAUCUGUUACCAGUGCGAUGAAGACGGUAGCCUCUGUACUGGGGGUCCCUGCAAAACUUGCACCUUUUGGUCUGGCCACCCCUCCCACUAGCACAUCACCAUCAAAUGACUUCUGAUUGGUUCUGAGUCUGAAACCUUUCAGUGUAGAGUGGGUUUUCAGCUAAAUGAUCCAAAAUUAUUCCAAAAACAUAAAUAUAAAAGCUCACAGGUCUGGUUGCUUAGCGAUUCUUCUACUGCACCCUCUGUGAUCAACCUUUUAUCUGCUAAGGGACGUCAUGUGUAAUUAGAGGAAGCCUGCUAUCUUUUGAAAUCUGUCUAAUUGGUCUUUUCAUUCUAACAGGAUGAAGGGGCAUAAAGACAGGGGGUUAAGGGUGGAAGGUUAGGGACUGCGCCUCCGAGGUCAUUGAAGAGGGGACUGCCGCAAGCUCCAGUAAGCUUUAUUUUGUCGACAUGAUGGCUCUCAGUCAGUCAUUACUUCAAAUUAAUGAUUACAGCUACCAAAUUACAAUUGAUGCAUCAUCAUUUGCCCCAAAUGGAAAACGCAGUGAGAUGAUGAAAUUUUUGAGUUGGUCCAGAGAUCAAAGAGCCUUUUUUUCCCUGGAACAUUUUGAUGUUUCAUGGUAGAGAGCGCAUCAUUAAGUUAUCUCCUACAUUACAGGCAGUAUGUUCUCCAUGGUUUCUAAUGACUUUUAUGUUUGCUUGAGGAUUUUAAUGACUAGCAGGAAUCAGUGACCCUUAACAGUGUUACAGCGGAGUAAAUAUCCAGAGGACAGGGCUGUGGAAAGGGGUUGGGUGGGCUGAAUGUUUUGAUAUAAAGUCUUUGUUUACUGCUGUUUUUGCUUCUAUAGAUCUCAGAGCCCUUUGUGAAAAUGGGAGACAUGCCUGAGUGUGUUACCUUGAGUCUGAUUCUUGAAAAAUAACCUAUCUUACCAUAAAACCUUCAGCUCCCUCUUUCACCAUCUGUUAUCUUUGAAGUCAAGGUUUUCUAAAGGCUGGACAGCACACCCACAGCUCUCUGACAGUGUGUCAGUGUGCAUAUACCGGGAUAAGGAUAAGAUAAGGCUCUGUUUACCUUCUAAUUCUACCUUGGCAUUGGCAAGGUUUUACCCCAUGCGGUGUGUUUCUUUUACCUUGGCACCAUCUGUGGGCAAGGGCAGAUCUGGGUCAGUCCGUGGCGUUUUAUUCCCUAUCAAAGGCUGUGCACAAAGAUAAGGUGCAAUUGUGCGGCUUUGGAUUCAUGGCAAAAUUCAUUCUCAGUGUCUCCGAGAGUCUGAAUUAUUGUUUCAUGGGUUUGUCCCAUCAUUUCUAAGAUUCUUCGAGUGUGACGUUGUUGUGAAAAAUAAUGUGCAAAUUGUGAAGCCAAGGAUUUAGCUCUCUCCACUGUUGGUCAUAAAAGCAGCCUCCUCCAUUUCAACAGAUGGGACAUGGGUAAAACUUAAAAAUCAGAAUACAUGUACAUGAAAUAUUCCUAAACACAUAUGCAAUUUAAAGUAGCUUUACUAGUUUUACUGAAAAGUCAAGUCUUGAUUUGAUAGUCCAAAUUUAUUGAUAGCCCUGUGGACUAAUGCAGAUUCUUCCGUGAUGGAAGGAAAACAACUAUAAGACCUGUAACCUUGUGCGCCAGUUUUAAAGUCUUAAACAGAACUGGGUGAUAACUUCAGUUUAUUCUUGUUUUUCAACUGUUUUCGGUAUACUGUGGAGGGCAAUAGAUUAUGCAGAGCUGGUUCACUGUUACAAACAAACAGGGGCAGCUUAUGGAUAUGCAAGGGGGUAGGUGAUUUGAACACAGGUAUUUUAAAGUGAUAGGCCACAUUGAGCAUUACAUAUUUUAAUAAGAUUGGUUUAUUCCUGCAUAAGCCUUUCCUCUGACGCAUGUCCAUGCAGUAAUGAGGACAUAUGCAUGAUAUAGUUGAGAUAGCGUUUAAAGUUGUCUCUUGUAAUUUAGCGGAUUGUGUGUUUUAUUCUAAUUUGCAGCAUUUUCAGACAUCUGUGCCUGGAGCUUUAUAUUGUAUCGCAACCGUCUUGUGAUGACUACAUGGCAGAAAUGGUAACAUUCAUUUUCUCUCAGACACUCAGCCGUUGACACUGUAUGAUUUCCAUCCAGUUACAUUCUGUGGACAUCUGUCUGAAUAUUACCCGGAGAUGGUAUUUACAUAAAAUCUGUGCUUGCGCAUGAAUUGUAUAGGAAACGCUUCUUAAUGCUGUUGUAAUACCUUUUACAGGAGCUAAUCUGGAUGGAAAUGAGGCUCAUUGUUAUCAGCCGCGGGCCUGGAGUGUUCUUGCAGCGUGGAGCGGAGUGGCUCCAGGUUGUUUGGUUAUCCUGUAUGUGAACCUUUGUGCCCUCUUUUUCUUUCUCUACAGAGGAGGAGAAGAAGGAAAUCUGGGUCUCUCUUAUAUGCUGCUCUGAUACCAAUUAUGCAAACUAUUAUAGAAUUUAACCAGGCCAGCUCUUAUCGGCUAAUCCAGAAGUAAUAGAUUCUGUUAAAAAUGUAUGAGGGGGGUGGGGGAUCAGUGUGUGUGCGUGGAUGGUUAUAUAGAGAUGAAUAUAGCAGCUGCAGAAGCUCUGCUGUCUAAUUCAGUCCUCCGUCAGCCUACUUGUCUGGUCUCCAUUACUGAGACAGGAUCUUGCUGUGCCCGCCUUAAAGAUAAUAUAAAAGCCAUACAUAAUAUACAAUUAAUUACACAAUGAGUGGAUUGUCAUUCAGGGAGCAUGUCAUUUAAAGAGAGACGCUGCCUUUUCUCCUCUUUAACGACCAAUUGCUCCCAGUUAAUCAUUUAUUUCUUUCCAAAUUAACCUUUUUGCUUUUGUGUCGUUUUCCUAGUCCUCGUCUGAGGGUUCUGAGAGGGGGGAAAAAAAAAACAUUAGCAUAGCACUCACAUGCUAAUCCACCCCGAGAGUGAAAAGGGUGCUCGUCUUAAACCUUUUUCAUUAUCAUCUAAUUAUUAACUGAGGAUUCAGAGAGCUGCUAACAGGAGCUGAGAUAGCUCUGUUCGGGAGGGGUGAGUGUGAAUGUGGCAGAGUGAUUCGUGUGUGUGUGAAGCAGUGUGUUUCUUUUUUCUGUGCCUUUCAUGUUUGUUGAGGGGGAGGCUCUUUUUUUUGCAGUUUGCUCUUAUCUUUGCUCUGACCCUUGAUGCUGCACGAAGUCAUGAAAGACUCCAGAAGGUCAGACAGAUGCUCGUGUCUGAGUCCCUGUAUAAUUCAGUGCCUUUUCCUGCUUUGAUGGAUGUUCCUUUGCUGCUGCUUUUUCACAGACAAACAGUAAGAAAUGAGACUUUUAGAUUAUUAUAAGAAAGCUAAAUCUGUCUCUGGGUUGUCGGGCAUUAUUGUCUCAAGAGAAGUGAGCCACUUAGCAGUAAAUGAGUUUAAAACCAAGCAAAAGUCCCUCCAUCAUUGGUCUUAAGCCUUUUAAAUGGAUCCUGUCUCCUUCUCUUAUUCCUGAUCUGAGGACAGACGACACAUAAGGAUAUGUGACAUUUUCCGACCAGUCAAUGACAAGGAAACAGGCCUGAAAAAUAGAUUUAUUUGCCAAGACAUCCUUAUCAGGAAACCACUGGGAACAGUUAGACGGACAGCAGAGCACAAGGUCUUUAUCGCCCUGGCAGCCCCCUCAGUGGACCGCAUCACGCAGCUUAUCAGCUGCAUGGAUAUCACCUGAGAGUGGCAAGGAUUAGAUGUCCUUGCAGCGUAAACUUUGUGCUCUUUUCCUUAUUACACAUGUUGAAGAAGUCUGUGAAUGCAUGAACUUGUAAGAGGUGGAAAAGACCAAAGAACAGACUUUGGAGAACAUGUUAGGAGAACGUUUAAGACACGUAAGAAAAUGGCUUGAAGGAGAGUGACAUCAACUAUUGUGUGUCUCUUAUUGUAAAGGUUGAGUAGAGUCACACUGCUGAGUCCCUCUUUAAAGAUGGCGGGCUGUUAUUUGCAGCUGUCUGUCCCUAAUUUCCCUCAUAUUUCAGCCUGUCACUGUUAUAAAGGGAUGUAUUGUGACCUUCUUAGACAGUCAUUUGUUAGCACUGAAAGAAAGUGAGGGCAUGAAAUAUUAUUUUGUCUCAUGUGGAGGAGUGGAGAUGGUGAUAUUGCUUGAGAAUGAGCCCAGAUAAAAUCAUGCAUUCUGGGAUCUGUUUUAUCUCAUGUCUCUCUUUUUUCCCAGUUACUUCACUCAUGAGCGAGAAGGCAAUUUUAAGCUUAAGUUUUUAUAAAAUCUCUUUAAAUUUAAAAUUCAGAUACCAGGAUGAAAGAAACCAUCAUUACGCACACUUUCUGCCUUAUUUCUAGUUCCCUUUGCUGCUUUCAGAGAAACUUUCUUUUCUUUAAACCACUGCUGGCCUCUCUUUGAAUUAUAACAUCCUCCCUGAUGUAUUUUAUUCCAGCUGCAAAUUAUGGGAGUAAUGGAAGGUAUUCCAAUUUAUGUCUCAUUUUCUGCUGGGGAAGGGAUUUCCCUGGAGAUGCCUUUCCUUCCUCGUACUCUACCCUGCGUUUUCGUCACCUUCCUCUCAGCACAAAAAUGUGUUGUAAUGGAAGGGUUAUUGUGAAAUUGCCAUUAUUUUCAAAAUGGAAUCUGAACAUACCAAGGCUUUUAGCUCCUCACAUGUGUGUGUGCUAAGAUGAGACAGGUUGCGCUGAGCAGUUUGAAGUGGGCUUGUCACCAGGGGACAGAUGUUGAGCGGAGGAGGAGGAGGAGGGGAGCGGGCGCAUGAGGAAAAGGAAGAGUGAGGGAAUUUUUUUUUUCUCCUGGCACCUGAGCAAAACGAAAGCCACUCUGUCUUUCUUCCAUUUUUGAGGAGAGGGUAAUCAGGCUUCUGCAACUCAUCACUGAACACUCUGUUCUGUGGUUGAACCGCUUAGGCUGCCCUCUGAACCCUGAGGGAGAAAUGAAAGCAAAAUUCUAAAGAACCUUAAAACUUAGCAAGAAAAGAGGCAAUCUGACAGCUGUGUGCUGCAGGCUUAUAUUACCCUUGUUGGGGACUGCUCUGCUGAGGUAAAAGUACAGGGUUUUUUUAGUUUUAUAGUAACUUUUGUUGAAGUACAAGUCAGAUUUUUGUUUCACUUUUACCAUAUUCUCAUACCUUUUCCUUGACAGCAACACAGGGUGACAAAUUCAGUUGCUGUUCUCAAAGCUAUAUCUUUAGAUUGAACAACUUUGAAAAAUGACAAUAACAUUCAGAGAGAUAUUGGCUCAUAUUUCAAGGUAGAAUAACAUUCAUAGAGGCCGUUAAACCAUCAAACAACACCUAAUGUUAGCCACCAGCUACUGUCUAAGCUAAGAAGUGGUUGAACAUUUACAUGCCUCAAGAUUGUUUUGCAGGAUACUCCAUGAGUAGCUGUGGUUUAAUGCUAAUAUUGGCUGUUAUUCGAUAGUAAAUGACAUUUUUGAAAGUUCAGUCAUAUUCUUUCUUGUCUCACUCUCAAAAGCUUUAGCAUCGAGACCUUUCCUUGCUAACAGUGAUUUGGGAAACGCUGAAAUGACAUGAUUUGUCAGACUUAACCCAAAACUUGACACAAAGAUUUUAGCUCACAUUAGCGUUUGAGUUUAUGAAUAGGGUCCGUAGGUGCAGAUGUACCUGACACAGAUAAAGUAAGAAUUAUAUCACCAUAAGCACUUACUUAUCUCCUGGUUUUUUAGUUUUGCGCUACUAGCAUUCAGAUCUUUGACUCUUCAGAUAAUCAAAGCAAAUGUCAAAAGCAAUAAUUGCUGAUAUAUCCCCUCGGCGCCCGGCUUUGUCUGCAGAAUGAUUGCUUCAAUCAGCAGCUGUGAAGAGGCGCCUUCUCAUUCAGACGCAGCCUUUCAUUUCCUCUGACAAUACUUAAGUCUGCUAACAGCACAGCCUAUUUAAGGGAGAGAGCUGCUUUUGGCCUUCUCUGCAGAUCAAUACAACCAUAAAUUUAUUGAACAAUAAAACUCAGGUCGCAGGGAUGGUUACAAAUUAAAACACACAGCUUGAGGCUACAGGAGGCCUUGUUAAUGAUCUGUGUGAUUGUAACUGACAGAACAAGGUUGAUGAUAGCAAAGAGCCAUCAGAACAACUUGUAAGAGGGAUGGAAAUGGAGUUGUCCUGAAGUGAUAUCACUUUAGCUUGAAUGCUCAGUCUCAGUAGAUUGAAGAGUGCCUGCUGAAUUUUUAUUCGGUGAGUGAACAUAGCGGUUGGAGAGUUUUAGGGUGUUCGAUGUAAAUGCUGCUGAAGUAAGGUUAAAAAGAUGUUUUUGAAGGAGGAAUUUCCUGAUGUUUUCAGCGUUUUCUCAGCCAGCUUGCUGUUUUUCUUCCAAUAGUAGACGAGUGUUGAUGCAAUAUUUUCAAUGUAUUGCUGAUAAUUUGCUGUUUUUCCAAACUUCGGCUGUUGGUUUGUGCACCACUUUUGCAAAUUAUCAAGUUUAAAAACUAAGUAUGAUUGAUACCUCAUAUUGUAUUGAGAUUUGUGAUGUUCAGAGAAUGAGACGGUGCAAACGCUGCUGCUACUUUGCACUUAAGUAACAACCUUUUUUUUUUUUUUUCAUUCUAGCAGGUUAAUCCAGGCUGCUUUCAGCCCAUGUGAACUAUCAUGCUGGCCUGUAUCCAGAGACGGCAGAAUCUCUCAUCACAGCAUCUUGGCUGCAAACCUAAAAGUCUGGAUGUCCCCGCAACGCCAUUACUGCUGUCAGUGCCACCGCUACAGCAGUGCACACGCAAAGGUGAGUAUCAAUCACGUAGGGGUUGACAUUUAGCAACUUCUACAUCAAUAUCUUGAAAUAGAAAAUGCAGGUAACUUGGAAGACCUUGGUCAUGUCCUCAGAUACUUUUAAUCCAUCACGUUUAGCUUGACCUUGCAGCCUCUAGGUGCACAUAAAAAAUCCUGUAUGGUUUUAGCAGUGUGCUGAGCAGCUCUGAAGCCUCUAAAAUUAAAAUAAUAGGCAGCCUGAUGAUGAUGAUGCCUUUUAAUUGGGCAACUAAUCAGUGUGCUCCUGCAGUGCAAAUGUGUGCAGGUCAAAGUGGACUCUGAAAUUACACAGUUAAUCAGGUCUCUUGUACAGGGUUUCUAAUGAUGUUCACAUUCUGUGGAGAAAGUGCUCCUUGUCAGUGUUGUUUGACCUUCAUCUUGACUGAUUAUACUGCAGUCAUUGAAAGGUUGAGUGGGGAGUCUUUGGGACUAACCUGCACCGACACUUGUGAUUAGAUUUGGUGAAAUUAAUUGAUUGAAUGAGACGUGUUUGCGGGGUAAGAUCUGACUCUGAUACAGCUUUUUUCUUAUAAAGUAGCCUCUGCGUGGGUAUUAUUUGUGCACUGUUCCCAAAUUGCAUAGUCUUUUUCAUUCCUGGACAGUCAACACUCACAUAAUGAGAUCACAGUGGCACAAAUGAAGUUAUUCUGCUGCGGUUUCCUUUUCUCGAUUGCUUUAAAAAUUGCUGAUGCCUCUUUUUUCUGCGCUGGGUCUGGUUUGAAGCUGUGUUGCAGAUCUAUAACUACUUACAGUUUAAUGAUUCAGCUAGAUGUGUUUUGUAGUUUUAUGAAUGGACUUAACCAUGAAGUAUGACAUUAUUUAGUCCUUUAAAGAUUUUUUGUUCUAUUUGGCAGAGGUGUUGCAGUUUCUUUUAUUGUUAUUUAUUUGUGUCUGUGACUAUUUCUAUUAAAGUGUUUUAUUUGGAGACAUGGAAAGGAAGCCAAUAAGGAUUGUUGUAAAUCAAAUGAAAGUGUAUGGACUCUGGCCUCAUGGAAAACUGAACACUCCGAUACAGAACUGUACUUGUGUAUAUUAUUAUUAUACUUGGACUGAAUCACAUUUGACUAUCAAGGUUAGAUAAGCCUAUGACACACGCAGCAUUGUCUGCAGCUAGAGGCAGUAGUUUGAAUUAUCUUAUCCGUCUGAUCAUGUUUCAUGUUUAUUUUUAUGAGCCUGUGUUCUUUCAUAAAGCAUAUCUUCGUUCAUCCAUCAUGAAAAAUAACACAGUGAAAUAUCUUCUUAUCCCUCAUCUGUUUUAUAUUACAUAGGGGAUGUUGGUAGUCUUGGAAGUAUAGAUUGUUUUCAGAUUUAGUGAGCUGGGAGUGAUCAGGUUUCAGGAACACCUGUGCGUAUACACAAGUGUUUUCGCUUUCCUCUCCCUAAUUAGACCUGCUUUUGUGUUUCAGUCGGGAGCUGUUCUUGUCGUUUUUAAUGGUUGGUGUGACUAAAAAAGCAGUAAAGUUUUUUGAUCAAACAUGCAAAAGAAAGUAACUUCAUUACAGUUUUCAGAAACACAUUACUCGACGACUAUCUCUGUAAUGCAUUAUGAAUAUAUUACAAGGUCAGGUAUUAUAAUGUGUUAUAACUGUUAACAACUCACUGACAAUGCCCACAUAGAUAAUGCAUUAUGCAUUUAUUUAGGAUAUGUUAUAAUUUGCUUAUAAACUUGUAUUUCUAUCAUUAAGAAAAAACACCCAGUAAUUAUCAUAAGGCUUUAUAACAAUAAGCAUAACACAUUAUAACACCAGACAUUGUAAGUCAUGAUAAAAUGCUUUAUAAUGUGUUAUGAUUAUUGCUAUAAAGCGUUAUGAUCAUUUAUGUGUUUAUUACUAUAGUUAUACAGUGCGAAAACGUGAUUAUGAUGCAUUGUACAUAUAAUUAUAAUGGGUUAUAGAGAUAGGUGUCAAGUAAAGUGGGACCCUGUUUGCUUUUUUAGCUCAAUGCAUGAUAGUGUGCAAUACAGUCUUAUUGUAAUUGGAUGGACUCUACAGUGAAUUAUGGGAUAUCUUUAAAGUGUGUAGAAGUCAGUACACAAUAUUUGUAGAGCAAUAUAAAAAGGUGAUCUCAGUCCCGCCCUCUGUAGGAAAAUAGGAUGGAGAUCAAAACCAGUUCUGAUAAAGAUCUGAUUCAAAAAUUCAACCUAACUAGAGCUUUCCAAUCUGAAGGCUGCAAAAGUAAAGAAAACAUCACUAAAACACAACCAGUUAGGGAAGAAAAAUACUGUCAUCUUUCCACCAAUUAGUAGAAAAGAAUCAAGAGUGGUAUCAAUAGAGACUCUAGUCGUUCAGGCGGCUCAAUAAUGCUGCUGACAUAAAAACUAAUGAUCUCCAUCCCUAUCACUGUGUGUUAACACAAAGCUUGUUUUGCGUCAUCAUUUUUCCCAUUUAUACUCGCAGGCAAACACUUUAUAUCCUAAUAAAUUCCUAUCAUUUCUCUCCCUUCCCAUCCUCCAUCUAUCUCCCCAGGUUAAAUUCCUCUUUUGUCUUUUUUGGUAUUAAAUAUUAAUUGGAAAUCAAUGAAGCACUUGUCUGCUAAACGCUGGAACAGACGGGCUUACUUUGCCCGAGGCAGAACCAGCCCUGCAUUUCUCAUCCUGUUUACCUGCAGGCCUUUUUUCCCCCCUCUUGAGUUUUAUGCACUGCGUCUGUGCGUAUAGUGCAGCACCCUCCAGCUCUAGUCUGACAUUUCAAGCACUACCACGGGGAAUAGACGGCUGAUGGGGGAGCUCAGUCUGUGUGGCCCUGGCUUCUUCAUUAAAUGACUCGUUGUUGGACUGAGAUAAAUAGGGACAGUCUUUAGUCACUGCUGCGCUUUUGAAAGCCUUUCCCUUUUUGAGCUAUCAAUAAAUGGAAGGCGCGGGACAUGAAAGCCCUCAGCGGUGCAAACCCAUGUGAAAGAUUUCUGAGAAACCAGCCUAAGGAUUUAUGUGAUGAGAGUGAAUGAGAGAUGUUCUCUCCUCUGCUAUCUCAGCUUCAAAGCCGAGGCUGGAAAUGGUUUUUCCCACGCUGCUGGCCUGCGCUCGGGUCAGCUUUGAGUGGGGAAACUUUGCCCAAGCUGGGCCAAGCGGCACAGAAACAAAUGAGGAGUGACACUGGUGCAAAGGAGUGUUCGCCAGAGCCUCCCCGAGCACACAUAACAAAGUGUUCAGCCCUGAGGUAACUCUGUUCUAUUAGCACCCUUCAUUUAGGGAUCACUGACACUGAGAUAGAAAGGCGUGUGAAAACGGAGUGUCUUUUUAACUACCCUGUGUGUGUUUUAAAAGAAGGCUGUACAAAGCAAAGUAAUGAUGAGUACAUUUAUAAACCUGCGCGGCUUUCUUUGUGUUUCUACCUUCCUUAUGUUGUCAAUUUAAGUGAAGACAUUGACCUUUUCACUUAAGUUAAGUAUAUGAUUACUUCCUUCCAUGAAUCUGACACGAAACAUUCUGCUGACUCUGUAAUUAUCUGUGUAAGUCAAUCAUCAACUCUGACUUGAAAUGAGUCACUAGCUUCAGUGUGAAAGGAGUCAGUUAGCCACAAACGCAAAGACAGCUUUUAUCUCAGUACUUUUUUAGCAUUGAUGGCAUAUUUGUUUUUUUGGUUUUGGACACUUUUACAAAAGAGUUUAUUUAACCUGCUAACUCUUUCUCCUUUUCAACAACACCUACAAACCCACUCUUUCCAACAACAAGUUUUUUCCCGAUAGCUCAACACUUAACACUUUUGCCUUGACAGUCGUUGCCAUAGAGGCGGAGACGCAGACAUGCUAAUCAGAGUUGUGGUAAAUUAGGGUUGCUUUGUCAGCGCAACUAAUUCAGAUGAUAGGUGUUACAUUUAUCAAAGAUUUACCCUGAGUAUUAACAUGCUUUCUGGAAAGACCGUUGACAACAUGAAAAAUUAGCUUUCACUCACUGUGACUGUCCCAUGCAGAAGAAUAUUUCUAACCUGUGAGUGGAUAUCUCUUACCCAAAUGCAUGUUUACAGUCUAAGUUCACUUUUCCCUUCAUAGUCUUACCCCAUCUCCUUUUUUCAGUAUCUUCCUGUCUCCAAAUGUUGAUUACUCCUGCUUCAUCUAUGUUGUCGAAACUGAAGUUAUCCAUCAUAACCCUACACGAUAAUUGUUUAAUGAUAUAAAUGUAAAAGUGUAAGGUAACAUUGAGCCUCUGUUUAAAUGUGUGCUGUGCAGCUGAUGGUGUUGCAGCAUUUUCUAACCAGCAGAUAUUCGAUUGCAGCAGCUUGUCUCAUGGAGAUGAAUGAGGUCAGGGCCAAUUAAUUACAUGGUCCUAAUGACUGAGCUUAUUGGGCCAACUGGGUGCAUUGAAGUGGUUGUCAUGGUAACGGAGACAUAGUUUUUUUUUUUUUUUUUUUUAUGCACUGCGAGUGUGCCGAGUUUGGCUCUCGCUCAUUAUCGUAGUCCAGAGUAUUUUAAAUAUCAGGAUUAUUGGUGCAGUAAACAAGUAUUUACGCCUGCUGUGGAGCUGCGUUCUGGCAUUAACUUGGGGGUUCGCCGUGUCGAGUUCCUGCCGGGGAUUUAACGCUAGUAAACAUGUUAUCUCACAAACGUGUCCCAGCUUUACAUUAGAGGCUUGCAGGAUAUUUGGCUGUCAGUUCAGCCAACAUGUAUGCAAAUAAACAAGGAAUUAUGUAUGAUUUUUCAUUUUUUUUAACUUAGGCCUAUACCUUAUGGGAAUGCUCCGUCGUGGCCAUCUUAAUAGUUUCCUCAUGUUGGCCCUCUGGGUAUGAAGUAUGAAGCAGGAGGUCUUGGUUCUGGAGACACAAUAAUGCUGUUUUCAGCCCUGCCUCUGGGGCUUGUUUUCCCCAUAAAUUAGUGAUUAACUCAAACUGCGCUAAAACAAUGAGGUCUCCGCUCUAAUCUGGGGGUUAAUGGCUGCAAGUGUGACCAUGGGGAAAAGAUUAGCUACUUUUAAGUGGCGCAAAGCGUGGGAUUGGGAUUGUAUGGGAGUGGAAACGGGGUUGUGAAAACUAUAUAUGUACACCACUGACUGGUAAAUAUCAGCUGUUUUAUUCCUUUAGAGCAUUUUUGUGCUAUUAUUUAUAAAAUCCCUUCCUUACAGUCACACAAAACAUGCACAAACACAACAAUUUAGGCCUUGUGGUGAUUGAGAGUCUAUAAUUGGCCUUCCACCUCCUGCUGUUUCUCUCCAUGCAGGAAAGAGGAAAUCAGGAUUAGGUGUUUCCUGUGAAAGUGUGCCAGUUUUUCUCAGCGUGGGGCCAAAACAGUUGAGCAGCAUGUUUAAUGUGUGGAGCCCAUUCCAACCGAGAAAACAUAGGAAACCUGACAAGUGGGACCAUUAAAUCUAUCAAUCCAGCUCUGUAGACGCGUCCCAAAUCAGUGUCAUUAUGCUAGUUUUGAGAAAAAGGGAAAAACUACAAAAAAGCUUUUCAAUCUUACAUAAGCUACCUCGAUCAGCCCCUUUGAAGCAAUUGAAGAAAAUAUGAGAAGGGUCACUGCAUGUUGCGCUCGGUGAAGGCUGCUUUUUGGUGUUGUUUUUUUGUGCUUUCUUUGUCUGUCUCCACUCCUGUGCUUUCUGUCAAGGCUGCAGAGUGAGGCAGCGUGCAGUCUGUAGGUUCAGGGUGAUUAAGUGCUUAAGGUCAGGCUGCUAAUUAUCUCCCUGCCAUUCCUCACCUGACAGCACACAGCAGCCAUUUUCCACACGUUGUCAUGUGAACAGCCAUGUAUUUGUUUUCAUUCCUCAUCUUUAUUUGCCAUUGCUGGAUGUUUGUUAUGUGACUACUUUGCCAUUUGAUAGAGACAGGCAUGGAGCCGCAAUAUUCCUUCCCUCCCUUCUUUCUGUUUUACUCAUUAAUCCUGAAGAGGCAACAAGAGAACAAAGAGGAAAUAAUAUAUAAAAUAACCAUAGAUAUGUGUGUAUCUUCUUUUCCCUUUUUUUGUUAAUUAUCUUGUAACCUUGGGGAGAGGGGGAGUAAUGUGAUUUGUUGGUCUCUGGUGGAUGGAGAUCAUUUUUCGCCUGUGUGCUUAUUAUGUACUAAACAUUACGCCUUCAUUAAUGCAAACCUACUUGAAAAACAACAUAAAAAAUCUCAUCUCCUAAAGGCAUCAUGGGCUUAUGAGUCCUACGUCUGUGGGGAUAGUAUGCAGACAUUUUUAUCUGACUGGUUUUACAAAUUCACCAUAUUUUUGUGCUGCAGUCAAAGCACCUUAGAUUUUAAAGAAAAUUGUAGACUAGUUGUGAUGUUCAAAGCCUGUUUAUAUCUAAGAGGGUUAGAUAUAGAUUUUAUUUCUUUGUUUGCUGCAUUCAACUAAAGCACAUUUGUAGGGGUUAGAGUUCAAAGCCCUUCAAUUGCGGUCGCCAUAUUGGUCAUAACAGCCCAACCUAAUUUGAGUCGACCCAACAAGGGCAAGCAGGCCUGUAAAUCAGCCAGUCUGCUCUGUCACUAUCAGUAAACUAUAAACAGGCGACCACUGCUGUCAACAUGUUUGUUUCUGCUGUAUCAAUGAACAUUCAGACUCAGGUGUUAAUGAAGUCUUCUAGGCGUGUAGAGACAGCUUCAACUGCAGUUUUCAGCAAUUUUGCAUUAGCUUCAUUGUUUACCCUUGGGUUAAUGCAUGCUUGUUGUUUAACCCUCACAUUCUGUUCAAAUCCUGUCAAUCAAAAUUGCCCCUUCAAAGAGUUCAAAGAGCAGGUUUCUGUCACAGAAAGUUCUCUUGACUAGUUAGGUCAUUUUGACCUCUGUCUAGGUGUGUCUGUGUGACUGUGUGCGUGUGUGUGUGUGUGUGUUUCUGUCAAGGUAAUGAUAGUUUCAUAAUGAUUUGAAUAUAUCUUUUUGAACAACAAACCUUAAAUUGAACACUGUUGUUACUGUUUGUCACUUGUCCCACACUGCUAGAUCUAAAAUCCAUCUAAAUAUAGAUACGGGUCAAAUUUGACCCGUAACAGCCUUAGAGGGGAAACAUUUGUAGCACAUAAACAAAAAUACACAUUAAUAUUUUUUCAUUAAUUUCAUGUAUUUUGGGUUAUUUCAGGAAAAGUCGUCAAGUUUCAGGCUUAAAAAAUGAUGUUUAGGGUAUUUUUACUGCUGUUAAAAGUCAAAACGGGUCAAAUUUGACCCCGAACGGUAUGUGAGGGUUAAGAUUGCCAAAUACAUUGUUUCACUCUCUAACUCAGAUUGAUCCCAAUUUUGAGGGUUUUUAAUAACUUCAGAAGCCAUGCAUGUUUUACUUGUGUAACACGGGCCUACUUGUUCAGGCUUAUGCCUACAAGAGGAGAGGAUCCUAAGCUCUUGCAGUGUCAGGUUUAAGUUCAAGAACCACACAUUUUUGACAUUAUUUCUCUCGGCUGUUUAACAAGGAGGUUUGAGGAAGACUUCAGGGUAUGCUUUAUGAUUUCUACAACCACAUGCUUGGAAGAGCCACAAACAUGACAUGCUGGGCUGGAUUUACUGCCAUUUAACACCACUGAUUGGUAUUAAAGUCCCAAAGAUUGAUACGCAUGCCUGUGGUUGUAACUUGAAGCUCCCUUUAAAGCUGGCUGUGGUGUUUUUGAUUUCAGGUUUUAGCUUCGAAUCAUCCAGUAGUUGGUCUUUCUGUCAGAAUCAGCUUAAUUAGCCCCCUUUUUAAUGCACAUGUCGUACGGUAGUGGCCCUUGAAAAAUAAAUAAGUGAAUGCAGAGUAGAGAUGGCCUAUUUGCUAAUGAGGUUUCCAUAGUGCCACAUUAAGGCAGCCGCAGUGGGAAGUGCAGCUGUGUUGUGUCUCCAUGGCUCUGACAGGGCUGUAAUCUCUGGACUAACAAUAUCAGACACCCUGUGAAGACGUGUUAGCAUCCAAAGUGUUUGAAGUGUUCGCGGAGCAAAGAGCCAAUCACAGCAUGAAGAGCAUGACACUGACAUUUUACUGGAUGAGAAAUAGAUGAAAAUUGCCUCUUUUUUGUUUUGUUAUCCAUUUUUCAUGAUAAAUGAAUUCUAUCCAAGGCGGGGAAAUAAAAGUUUUCCUAAGAUGCAAGGGUUUAUAAUGCACGCUAUCCUUUUUUUCCCCCUUCAAAAGCUCUUCUUACACGGAUAUAAAGCAGUUGUACUUAUCAUAAUGAUCGUACAUAGUCAAUUUUAGCCACUAAAAAUCAAUGCAGCAGCUGAUGUUUCUUCAAGAGGAGGAAACUAGAGAACAGAGAGCCUCCAUCUGGAUGUUGGACACAGUUAAACACCUCUCUUAUGUCACAGAUGUUAUGGUUUCCUAUAGCUGCACUUCACUCUGAUACAUAAUAAGCAGUGUUUUGCUUUGUUGUAUUUCUCUGUAGAAUUCAUACAUGCUCCCAGCACCACUGCACUGUUCCUUCUGCUCCACUGGGAGAUUGCUGGAUGGAUUGAACACACCACCUUCACUCUUUUUUUCCCCCUCCAUUUUAAACACCCAAUUUAUUUCUUUCAUGAGAUGGAUCUUGUAGAUUGAAUCAUUUUCACAGUCGGGAGGCUCACUGUAGGCCCUGAAAUGAAAUGAACUCCCAAAUCAAUUUCAAACGGGAACAACAAGUGAGCCUCUCCCUCCCUGCAUAGCUGGAAUUGGUUUUGUUAUUGAAAAUGAAAUGAAGUGUUUUCUUUUUUAUUUUGCGCCCCUUUUAUUGCAGAUUACAGCCUUGUUCUUUUGCCUUCUAUGAUUCCCACCGACUUAAAGCCUGAUCUGGUUUAAUUUCAGAGCCUUUUUUCUCUGAAUGUCAGGAAUUCUAUAAAAGUGUCACUCUAAAAGGUGGCUGUAAUUUCUACAAGGUGAUUUAUUGUUUUUUAAAUGGGCCGCCUUUUCCCACCUUUCCCUUUGUCGCGGGGAGUUAAGCAGCCGUGAAAUUGCUUGAAUAAUAGUGUUUAAAUCCAAUCUUGGUUUGUCCCGUCAGCUUUCCCACACACAAUUCAAUCCGCAGUGCUUUUGGUGAUUGCUUUUUUUUUUUCCAUCUGGCUCAACUUUUCCUUCACAGUUACGGGUUCCAAGCUUUUACAGUAGAAUCGGUUCAGGUUUAUGAAGCAUAACUGGGGCACAAUAUUCGAGGCAGACAGUGGAAAUGCUUGAAUGAGCUCACAGUUUUUUAGAAACUACAAAAAAAUGAGGUUUGGAUUGGAGGUAUUGAAGCCUUUAGACUGCAAGGCUAAUCACCCACCAUCUUUACUCCGUGAAAGGGUGUUUUAUUUCAGUUCUUGUUGAUUAUUUUUUAGGCUGAACAAGAACACGAGUCUAAAACUAUGGACGCCUUGAGUAACAUGUAUCCAACAGUGAUCCAAGUGGGGCACCGACAUAAGCAGGAGUGUUCAGUGAAAAACAUAUUGAAAGAAAACAUUUAACAGUUGAAAUGAAUUCUGUAUUUGAUUCACCCUGGAGCUGCUUCCCAAGGAUUAAAACUCACAGAUGGGUCUUAGUCUGUGUCAAGUGACAGCUGAAGCUAGCUCUGACCUCUUGAAUCAAAGCAAGUGAAAAUACAACAUAAAAAACAGAAGCUUUCAUGGUACAGUGUAAUUUCUUAUACUGGAAAUAAAAAUGGACAUUGAAAUGAAUUUUAAAGUGAUUUAGUAAAAAGCAGCUGUUCACAAGUGAGUCUUUAAUCUGGUUUUAAAAGAACUGAGAUUAUCAGACUGGAAAUCUUCCUGUAGUUUGAGCGAUGAAACAUAAAUCUAAAAAGUUAUUUUUUCAGGAAUGACAGAGACGCUGGUCAGCUGGAAGAGCAGAUGCAUUGAAAUCUUGUUAAAACUAUUAAAAUGAAUUUAUUAUUGCAGGAAAACCAGCAUUUUAAAAUAACAGAAUUAGGAGAUAAAUUCGACUAUCUCAAAAACAAAACCAUAAAUAAACCUUCCGUCACAAGGAAAAGGAAAAAUGAUGGAAGAAAGAACAUAGAUACCAUCUGCAGAGGGCUUCCAUGUAAAAAUGUUUCAGAGAAUUACUUCUAUUCACAGUAACCAGCCUUUGCUAGUUUCUUCCUGCUGUUAUUUUACUGCUAAAUGUCAUCCAGUGAAUCAUCUUUAACCCUUUUUGGUGGAAUCAGGUCCCCUCUCUGUCUGAAUAAAUUUUAAUGAAGACUAAUCAAACUGUGCCCAAGGUGUUUACCUCCAUUAGAUUAGUUUAAACAUGCACAUGUCUGUAAAUAUCACCGAAAAGAAGGUUAAAUUUGUGAGGGGGAAAAAAAAAGGAUUUUAUGAGACAAAGUUUUCCCCAAUUGUAAGCUAAUCAUACUUUCUGUCUGCUCCCUUCACAGGCGAGCCAGCCUCCAUGGUCUCUCGGUACCCUUCUCCUGCAGAGUUGGAUGCUUUUGCCCAGAAGACUGCCAACAGUCCCCUGUCCAUCAAAAUCUUUCCAUCUGACGUCCGGGUGCCACAGCACAAACAGCUAAACAAAACAGUCAACGGAUUGGACACCACGGGACAGCGCUACAGCCCUUACUCACACCCGUACUCAGGAGGAUACCAGGGUUUGUUGGCCAUCGUCAAAGCUUCUGUGGUGGUCAGAGGUGUGCUGAAAAACUCAGAGGGCAGGAGGACUAAACAUGCAAACAGCCAGACUCCUGCGGCACCGUAUAAUAAUCCUCUGAAUAACAGCUACACAGUCAGACACGGGCACAAGGCCUAUCAUAUAAGCUCAUGUAAGCCCCCUGAUGUUCCCGUUGAGAUGGUUUGUUCUAGCACAGGGAUGGCCUCCGGAGAUCAGAGCCUGGCCCCCCAGUCUGAGCUGGCAGAGGUUCAAAGCCUGAUGAUGAGGCAGAUGAGCAGAGUUCCCCACAGCCAGGCCCUGCAGCUGGGGGGGGAGGCACGAUCCAGCCCCUCUCUGCAGGCUGUGGCUGCAGUGGCGAAUUCAGACUCCGACUUUGUUCUGGGAGUGCCGCCCCAGAGCAGUCUGGCAUUUACUGGGGCAGUGAUACCUACACAGGGUGCAGAGGGAGGCCAAGCUAGGUACGCAGAGAAGGGAGAGUACACAAUAUGGCAACAGAAGCAUCAAAUUCAGCAGCAGUAUCAGCAGGGAGCAGGGAGGGUGUACAGUGUGAGGAAUAGCACUCAGGGGCUCAGAGCAGCAGAUGCUAGCCAGCCUCCUGAAACCUGCCUCCCUUUGUCAUCAUAUAGACUGCAUCCUAGUGUUGUCGGUGCCCGGCAGGAGCGCUCCUCUUUAAACUGCUCCACCAUGCAGGUGGAGCCCUCUGUUGGACAGUUCUUUGCUCCUCUCUGGGAUGGUGCUCUAGCUACUCCUCAUAGCGACUGUUACACUUCUCAGGUGAUGGCAACGGGUACAUGUGCAGCCAGGCCUAGAAACCAGGGGCUCUCCCAUCCCCAUCUCCACCCAAACCACCAUCAACACCACCACCACCAUCAACCACAGCUCCACCCUCCUCCUCUUCCUCAUCCUCAUUCCCAGGCCUACAGCACAGACCAAAACCUCUGUUGUGGGCUGCCGAGUGCUAGCCUAUGCCACGCUGCGGUGCUCAGCAGCAGCCUGCAGUCUCUGGAGUGCCUCAUCAGUGAGAUCCACCCGCCCUGCAUCAAAGAGCGCAUGCUGGGCCGCGGGUACGAAGCCGUGGGGAUGCCUCAGCUACUGGAGCACCACCAGCAAACUCACAUCCAGCUGCCUAUCUACAGAUAAGACGCGAACGCAGAGGAGAAAAACCUUUUAUAGAUGGUGGAAAUGUGUCCGUUUAGACGUCUUUGAGAAUGAGACAUGCCGUUUUGUAGUUUGUGCAUGUACUACGUUCAUUGAAGGCUUUGUGUUAGAAGCCUAAAAUGGUAAAUGAUAAUCAUGACUUAAGAUACAGGUUGAUCCUCUGGACUUUUGUGUUUGAUUUUUAUAUCUUAAAUGGCCAUCAAAUAUGCCUGCUCUUUCAUGUUUGAUACAGAUGCUGAGCGCCUAAUCAGAAUUUCCCAUUUCGCUCGAUCAUGAGUUGCACCGUUUGCAGAUGAUCCCUUUGUUUAUCUUCACAGAAAUGGAAAGUAACUAAACUGAAAAAGUCAAAACUUGAAUCUUGGAAGGACUUGGUGGUGACAGAUUUUGUGAAUAUGAUGUAUAUUUUUUAUGUUACACCUUUUCAUUUGAGGGGACAUCCUUACAUUAUUAACUGGAUCAAGGUUCUGCUGGGUUUAGUUUGUCUACUUUUUAGUAACAUAAUCACUUGCUUAGUUUCUGCCAGUUUUCUGAUCAGUGUAUGGGAAUGUUUUUUUUUUUUCAGUUGGCUGCAAUAUGAAUAUAAAUACAUUAUGUCAAAGUUGUGAUAUCGAACACCAUAUGGAUUUCAUUUAGUCAUGCUCGGCACAAUGUAUAAGGACUGCUGCGUAUCCAAAUCAACACUGUGGCAUUUUGGGCCAAGAAAGACAUGCCCCCUUGGCUGUAUUUCUCUUUGCAUUUUUCAGAGGCUGUGGACAUUUUUCUUGAAUGAAAUCAUGUUUUUCUCUUGAAGGUUGUGACAUUUUAACAUAUGGGUAUAAUGGAGUGCCACACUGGUAAGCAGGCCAAUUUAAUCUUAUGAAGUAUGGUUUUAUGUAUGGCUACUCUCUCUGAUGGUUGAAUAUGUAUGACUGUUAAGUUCUGUGUGUGUCUGCACUGGUUCUGUGAUACUAUUUAUUUAUGUUGGCCUGUUCAGUUAAAUGGCAAACUGUCUCUAUAAUUAUAAAGUGCAAUUAUUAUAUAUGAAUAUGUGAGCGCUCUCCAUGAUGUAUGUUGUUGAGAUAACUACAUUUUGCAAUGUAUGACCCAAAUCCCUCACCCUUUUUUUGCCUCUUCUUAAUAAGGAUUGUCAAGUAAAUGAGAUUUUCUAAACCCUGAAAA